CCAACAUGAGUAGUUCUCCUAAUCCCAUACGCACCCUAUCGCCCGCUUUGCAAAAAGUGGCCAUCGAGGAGCUAAACGAAGUUCCCAGUCGAGUGGAGUCCGACAUAGCUACCCUAAAGGAAUGGCUACAGAAGCAACCUCAUAUUUGUGCCUGCCUGGAGGAUCAGUUUCUGCUCAGCUUUCUACGUGGAUCGAAAUUCAGUCUGGAGAAGGCCAAGCACAAGAUUGAUCGAUUCUACAGCUUGCAAGCGGCAAUACCUGAGGUUUUUAACGAACAUCGAUUGGCAGACGAUGCUCAAGUUCUGGAGAUUAUUCGGAUGGGAGUUAUCUUGCGCAUUCCUCUUGACAAAGAGGAUACUGGACCAGCUGUGACAAUAAUUCGAGCUGGCUCCUACGACAUCAAUAAAUUCAAGUUCCAGGACAUCAUUCGCGUGGGUUCCAUGUUUGGUGAGAUCAUGAUGCUGGAGGAUGACAAUGCCUCGGUUAGUGGCUACCUGGAGAUCAUGGAUAUGACCGGAGUGACGGGUGCGAAUCUGUUUGCCCUCCAGCCCCAACUUCUCAGCAAAUUCUCAGCCUAUGCGGACGAGGCAAUGCCAACACGCCAGAAGGGUAUACAUUUCAUCAAUGUACCCAAGGCAUUUGAAAUGGGUUUCAAAUCACUGCUCGGAUGGUUUCCAGGAAAAAUUAAAGAGAGGGUCUCUGUUAGCUCCGAUCCGGAGGCCAUUUUUGAGCGUAUUCCCAAAAAUUGUCUACCUGUGGAGUAUGGAGGAACCAAGGGAACCAUGAAAGAUAUUACUACUGAGAUGGAAGCAAAACUCUCCAGCUACCGCAGCUAUUUUCAGGACUGCCAGCAUUUCGGAACUAAUGACAAAUUGCGCGAGGAACCCAAAAAUCUAAACCCUGAAGAGAGUCACUUCGGCCUAGAUGGCUCUUUUCGCCAGUUGGAAACCUCAACAGAGAUGCCAUCCAUCCGCCCGCUGAGCCCCGAGCUCCAGAAAAAUGCCAACGAGGUACUUGGCGAGGUUCCCGACAAACUAGAAGAUGAUAUUGCCGCUUUGAGGCAGUGGAUUAAGCAGCAACCUCAUCUGAAGGCCCGCACAGAUGAUCAGUUCCUGGUGAACUUCCUUCGAGGCUGCAAAUUCAGUUUAGAACGAACCAAGGCCAAGAUCGAUCGGUUUUACACACUCCGCACCAAGUACCCCGAGUUUUAUUUGGGUCAUAAUGUUGAUGUAGACAAGCUGUUGGAUAUCUUUAAGCUAGGCACUAUAGUUGUACUGCCACGUCCUCUGAACGAUAACGGCCCACGUUUGGCUUUAAUUCGAAUGGCCACGUACGAUCCAACAAAAUACACCUUUCAGGAAGUGAAUCGAGCUGGUGGUCUAAUGCAGCAGAUCAUGCUCGAUGAGGAUGAUGUGGCCAUUGUGAAUGGAUUAAUUUCCAUUCUGGACCUCUCCGAUGUCACCAUGGGUCACUUCCUGCAAAUGACUCCAUCGUUUGCCAAGAAAAUGACCGUGUUUCAGGAGGAGGCUCUGCCCCUUCGACCUCAGGGUAUUCAUUUUUUAAACACACCCAAUGGCUUUGAGACCGUCUUUAAUAUGAUCAAGCCCAUGAUGUCAAAGAAGCAACAGGGACGACUAUACGUCCAUGGAAACAAAUGGGAAUCGCUCUACGAUCAAAUACCCAAAAAGUAUCUGCCUGUGGAAUACGGUGGGGAAAAUGGGUCAAUUCCUGAGCUCAUAAAGGAUUGGGAGCAGCGCAUUCUUGCCUACAGAAAUUACUGGGAGGAGGAGAACAACUACGGAACCGAUGAGCGCCUCCGAGUGGGGCAACCUGUCGACUUCGAGAAUCUCUUCGGAUUGCAAGGCUCCUUCCGGCAACUUAACGUUGACUAAAGCACUUAGCUCUCUAAAAAAAACUAAAGAAAACUAACUAAAAAUAGUCUCAGUUGCAGCUCUUAUCUAAAGUUACAAAGGUGAAGAAACUCAACUAUCCGAGUUUAGCUUUAUUCUAAUCGAUUUUUGAUAAGCGUAGAGAUAAGAGUAUAACAAAUCGUAAAGAGUUUAGCGCAAACAAUAAUAAAGAUAGGCAAGUUCCAUGAAUUUAAAGAUUAACAUACAAAUUAGUACAAAAAUAAAACUAUAAGAAAGAUUUGUGAAAA
This is a messenger RNA of Drosophila rhopaloa, 2158 nucleotides long. RefSeq lists its product as uncharacterized. Gene Ontology annotation, cellular component: membrane. Lineage: Eukaryota; Metazoa; Arthropoda; Insecta; Diptera; Drosophilidae. The coding region runs from base 6 to 1892 and encodes 628 amino acids. Gene Ontology annotation, molecular function: phosphatidylinositol bisphosphate binding. The record is from RefSeq and is a predicted model, not a curated record. The transcript is spliced from 6 exons.